Messenger RNA from Callorhinus ursinus (northern fur seal), 420 nucleotides. RefSeq names its product metallothionein-1. The record is from RefSeq and is a predicted model, not a curated record. Gene Ontology annotation, biological process: intracellular zinc ion homeostasis; cellular response to copper ion; cellular response to zinc ion. Lineage: Eukaryota; Metazoa; Chordata; Mammalia; Carnivora; Otariidae. Gene Ontology annotation, molecular function: metal ion binding. Gene Ontology annotation, cellular component: cytoplasm; nucleus.
GCUCCACCACGCCUCCAGCCGGCAGCCGUGUCUCUCCGUGUCGCCUGCUUUGGACCUCCGUCCUCAACUCGACUCGCUCGAAAUGGACCCCAACUGCUCCUGCUCCACCGGUGGCUCCUGCACGUGUGCCGGCUCCUGCAAAUGCAAGGAGUGCAAAUGUACCUCCUGCAAGAAGAGCUGCUGCUCCUGCUGUCCCGCGGGCUGUGCCAAGUGUGCCCAGGGCUGCAUCUGCAAAGGCGCAUCGGACAAGUGCAGUUGCUGUGCCUGAUGUGGGGGAGCCUGUGCCCGAAGUAAACACAGCCAUGUGUACACACCUGCAGUUUUAAAACAUUUUUCAUACUACCCUGACCCAUUUGCUACAUUUCCUGUUUCUAUGAAGUACCUGAGUUAAAAUAAAAAUUGUUGAGUUUAAAAAAAAAA